CGUACAUUGUGAUUUUUUUUUGAUCUAUUUUAUCGGUACUGAAAAAUUUUGGAUUGUUCAUUACUUACAUACAUCUUACUUCUGCUACCUGCCCUUACAAUACGAGUAUGGUAUAUCUUGUGUGGGUUGUCGUCGGAUACUUUUUAUUUACCUACCUAAUUGUGCUUUUGUUUUUCUAGUACCUAGUGGUAGUUUUGUUAUAUUACCUGUUUAUCUACAUUACUGUUCAUCAUGUUUCUUGCAUCUGCGAUCGUAUUUGUUAAUGUUAUCAUGAUUCAAUCGCUACAGAUGCCAACAGCAGAAGGCUUAUUCAUCAACAGACAAUUUUCUGAGACUGAUAUUCUUGAAACACCACAAAGAAGCAUAAGAACGAUUGUUUCAAAAUGUCCUACAUGCGAUUGUAGAAUAAAUACUCGAAAAAAGAGGAUUGUUGGAGGAAUAGAAGCCGAACAAAACGAAUUUCCUUGGAUGGCAGCCUUGAGUGACCUAUUCAGAUUACAUUGCGGAGCUACACUUAUCACUAAGCAGCACUUAUUAACUGCUGCACAUUGCGUGGAUGAGAUCACUGCAACAGGAAUUAAACUCGGCCGAAUUAAAGCGCUUUUGGGUGAAAAUAUUCAAGAACUAACAUAUGGCAUAAGCAACAAAACAGUACGUAUCAAAGAGAUAAUUCUACACCCGGGAUAUGAUCGAGAAGACCCAAAUUCAGAUAACGACAUCGCAAUUUUGAAAUUAGACCGCACGAUAUCAUUCAAUACUCCUCAAAUUCAACCAGCAUGCCUACCAAGUUCUGAAAAUCAAGAUUACGCCGGUUACAUUGGCACUGUUAUUGGAUGGGGUCACACUAAAGAACGGGGGCAGCGAUCUAAGAUGUUGCGGAAAGUAAAAGUUCCUAUCGUUCCGACUAAAUAUUGCAGGAUUAAUUAUAGUUACUUGUCGUAUUCAGUAACUGAUAACAUGAUGUGCGCUGGAUACUACUAUUCUGGAGGACGAAAUUCCUGUCAUGGUGACAGUGGCGGACCUUUACAAAUCAAUCGUGAUGGACUUGGAACUAUGGAAGUUGUUGGGAUUGUUUCUUGGAGUAAUGGCUGUGGUCGUCCAUAUUACCCUGGCGUCUACACUCGAAUUGAUAGAUAUAUAGGUUGGAUACGUGAUAACAUAGGAGAGGAAUGUUUAUGUGAAAUUUGAGGAUCAGUAUUAAAACUUGAUAACGUAUUUUGUUCCCAUGCAAAUGCAGUGUUUCUUAUAAGAUUAAGAGUAUGUAUGUACAUAUUGUAAUAAAAUAAAUUUUAAAAUAUAGGUAUACGUACCUACUUCAAAAAAUUAAUGAUUUGGUAGGCUAAAAACAAAAAAAAAAAAAAAAAAAAAUGGGUGUAAGUGAAGCCUUCUCUCGAAGAAAAGUUCUAAAUCAUGAUUGUAGUUGUUGGAGGAAUAGCCUCUUUUCCCGAUCAAAAGUUUGCAAUUUGCAUGUAGGCCUAAUUUUGAAACCUCCAGCGUUUCAGGUACUGUAUUUGUCUCGAUUGUGACAGUUUCGGCCCGGAGUAAAUUUUCUUUGCGUUUUGGGGUGUUGGGAUCAUUGUGGUACCCACCAUUAGUUUUUUUUCAGGUUUCCUUAAAGUUUAUUUAGGUAUAUUUUAUAUGCAGGGUGUUUUCGAAUGAUGUAUACACUCUUAUGCACUUUCUUUUUCAAAUGCAUGUCGCUCGAAACCUGUACUACCUAGCAAAAAAUGUUAAGUACAAAAAAUAAUCUCUGAAGUCUCCUCUUUCGAAUGCCGCAAAGGGUAUAGUUCUCUAUCUUGCUUAGUUUCGGAGAAAUAUCCGCUCAAACACAAUGAAAACUGAUGUUUGAAAAAAGUGAAAAAAUUUGAUGUUGCAUUUCACAACUUAUAUCGAAAAAUUCAUGCAAAAAUAACGCAACUUGGAUAUUUUAACGAUAUUUCAUUUCAUUUUAAGGUUGUCAAAUUACUGAAAUUCACUCAAUAAUGAAAAAAAUCUAACAUUUUCUCGAAAGAAGGGCGGGGAUACGCUUCAUUCAAACGGUUGUAGCGUCGAACCAGAGCAAGCUAGAGAACUGCGCUUUGCGGCAUUCGAAAGAGGAGACUUCAGAGAUUAUUUUUCGUAUUUAACAUUUUUUGCUAGGUAGUACAGGUUUCGAGCGACAUGCAUUUGAAAAAAAAAAAGUGCAUAAGAGUGUAUACAUCAUUCCCUUGAUUAUAGGGCGGCUGGGACCAUUCAAGAUGCUACUUGUAAGUAAGUUAUACAAAAAAUGCAAAUUUUUCACUUUUUCUGAACAGAACUGAACUACUGGAUUUUCAAAGUUUUUUGAUACUACACUGCUCACUACUCAGCAUGUUAAUUAAAAAAUUUUGAUUAUUGUGGCAAAAUAACAAUUUUUUGGACGAUGCAAUCCUCCUCCCAAGUAGCAUAAAGCAUAACUUGUCUUUUCUUUGGCCCCCCAGGCCCCGAUUUUCUCUGCACAGCCCUGCAAUAUUUAUUCAUACUUAAUUUUUGAGUUUGAAAUUUGAAGUUUUUGUUGCCAAGUAGCAAAUUGGAUUAAUGCAUGAAAAAAUUCAUGAAAGAAACGAAUAUUGUUUUUUCCAUUUUGUUUUGAACCUUAAGAAAUGAUGAAAACUGAAACUGAAAUGCAAAACUGAAACUAAAAACUUGAACUGAAAAAACCAAAACUGAAAACUGAAACUAAAUACCUAAAACUUGAACUGAAAAAAUUAAACCUGAAACUAAAAACUGAAAACUUGAACUGAAAAAAAUAAAACUGAAACUAAAAACUAAAAACUUGAACAGAAAUGAAAAAGUUUUGCCAUCCCUGAUGUUGUACAUUCGCCGUAGUUGUAAGUUUAUUCCUCUGGAUGCCUUUUAGUUGUAAUGGCGUUUUUGUAAUUACAUAU
This is a messenger RNA of Planococcus citri (citrus mealybug), 2906 nucleotides long. RefSeq names its product trypsin-1-like. NCBI's taxonomy places the organism in Eukaryota, Metazoa, Arthropoda, Insecta, Hemiptera, Pseudococcidae. Gene Ontology annotation, molecular function: serine-type endopeptidase activity. Bases 232 to 1188 code for a protein of 318 amino acids. Gene Ontology annotation, biological process: proteolysis. The record is from RefSeq and is a predicted model, not a curated record. The transcript is spliced from 7 exons.